UUGGAACCUUUCGCUGUGCAAAACUUUGAUGUCUACACCCUUUGAACAUGAUUACAUAGGCUUAGCAGAGACUCCAUACAUGGAGAAAAGCUGUGAUAAGAUAUCCUCUUCAGUUUCGUCCAACCUUUCGUCUGAGGAUGAGAACAGUUCAUUUCUGAACUUCAAGGAGACGGAGCUGAGGCUUGGUCUGCCAGGUUGUGAGUUUUCUGAGAACAAACCAGGAGCUGCAGGGAUCUCUCUUUUUGGCAAGGAUUUGCAGAGUAGUGGCUAUUCUGCUUCCUCAACUCCUUCCAAGAGCCUCAAGAGGGGUUUCUCUGAUACCAUUAGUUCCUCCUCCUCCUCUUCUGGGAAAUGGAUUUUCUCUGCCAGUGAUGCAACUGGUGAUGAUUUGAGAAAUGGGGCUAAUACCUCUGCACUCUGCAGCAAAGAGGUUGGUUUGGUUCCUCACUCUGAGAAGCCGCCUCAGGUUUCUGCAACUGCAACAAUUGAACAUGCUCCUGCUCCUGCUGCAAAAGCACAAGUUGUGGGAUGGCCACCAAUUCGGUCUUUUCGGAAGAACAGAAUGGCCUAUAAUUUGGCAAAAAGCAACACUGAAGCUGAGGAGAAAUCAAGAGCUGGUUGUCUUUAUGUUAAGGUCAGCAUGGAUGGCGCACCUUAUCUCAGAAAGGUUGAUCUGAAAACCCACUGCAACUAUAUUGAACUUUCUUCUGCUCUUGAGAAAAUGUUCAGCUGCUUUACAAUUGGUCAAUGUGGUUCACGUGGAGUUUCUGGUGGGAAAGAGGGAUUGAGUGAGAGAGCUUUCAAGGAUCUUAUUGAUGGCUCUGAAUAUGUUCUUACUUACGAAGAUAAAGAUGGAGAUUGGAUGCUAGUGGGUGAUGUGCCUUGGGAGAUGUUCACUGAGUCGUGUAAGAAACUAAGGAUAAUGAAAGGCUCCGAGGCAAUUGGACUAGCUCCAAGGGCAAUGGAAAAAUCUAGGAGCCAAUAUUAGUACAGAAGAUUCUGCUCUACUAUUUGGUCAUUCGAUGAAGCAUAUAAAGAAGGAUUGGAAGAGAAUUUGAGUCUAUAGUUAUAGUUCUGUAUUAAAUAAAACAAAAACGAAACGCCUGAUGUAGCGUUUCUGUUUUUGUGCGUUUGGACACUGAUAGGUUUCAGUUUCCUUGUUAAUAUGAAAUAUUUUGCUCUUCACUCA
Vigna umbellata (rice bean) is the source of this 1189-nucleotide messenger RNA. RefSeq names its product auxin-responsive protein IAA27-like. Gene Ontology annotation, biological process: regulation of DNA-templated transcription. NCBI's taxonomy places the organism in Eukaryota, Viridiplantae, Streptophyta, Magnoliopsida, Fabales, Fabaceae. The record is from RefSeq and is a predicted model, not a curated record. Gene Ontology annotation, cellular component: nucleus.